Molecule: messenger RNA, 912 nt
Organism: Penicilliopsis zonata CBS 506.65
Lineage: Eukaryota; Fungi; Ascomycota; Eurotiomycetes; Eurotiales; Aspergillaceae
Exons: 1
Coding region: 199-708 (169 amino acids)
Source: RefSeq, a predicted model, not a curated record
UCUCGGCUCGUUUUUUUUUCGCUCUCUUCUUUUUGUGCAGUUGCGGCGGGCAAGCAGAAGGCAAAUCGGCGGCUGCUGUAAAGAACAAGUCUGUCAAUAAACGUUUCUUCUUCCCCACGAUUUUCUGGUAAUCGCAAGCUUUGUUCCAAGAUACGUCUUCGAAUGUGUAAUGAUGUGCCUUGUAAUUGUUUUUUCGGGAUGACCUAUUCACCGCUCGCUGGGUUUCGCGAAGUCGCGGUGGGAUACCACCGAGCAGCUCAUGGAUCUCCCGGCAACAGAUGUCUAGCAGUUUCGAAUCCUAACCGAUCGCUUAUAUCCGAUCCGAUGGAAAAGGACGUAGGUGAAAGGGGAGAGUGGGCGAACAAGGGAAAAACAAAAAAAGAAAAUCAGGGAGGCAAGACUGCACCCCCUCAAAGUGCGUCAUUGACACACACACCCCCCCGAGCGACAGACUCCCCGGACCAAUAUGAGAGAGCACACGUACCGAUGAUGAGAAAGCAAGUCCAGGACUCGAGGAUGAAGAUGAGACGAUUCAACAGACGUCCUCGUCGGUUUGGGGAUGGAUACUCAGCCACCAGUGGGCGCAACCGUUUGAGAUGGGGGUCAAAGUGGCGGAGAGCCAGCAACGAGGCGGAUUGCGAUCAGAAACAGAGGGAAGGCAAAACAGAGCUGACCGAGCCCGUCCGGGAGGGCAAAGUCGAGGGAUAGUUGGUUCAAAGGACCAGAUCAGUGUUGGAGAGCGAGACUCCCAACGAUCAAAGGGCGACGGAGAUCGAGAUGAGGGAGGGAAAAAAAGUUUUAGGUGUGGUAGGUGCUAAUCAGGCGUGCCCAGGUACAACAACAAAGACUGGAGCGAGUACUUAAACUGACGCAUCAACGUGAUAGGGAGAGAUGAGGCGUCGACGAUGAGCC